Molecule: messenger RNA, 7016 nt
Organism: Felis catus (domestic cat)
Lineage: Eukaryota; Metazoa; Chordata; Mammalia; Carnivora; Felidae
Gene: SLC2A13
Product: solute carrier family 2 member 13
Exons: 10
Coding region: 139-2088 (649 amino acids)
Biological process (GO): transmembrane transport
Cellular component (GO): membrane
Molecular function (GO): myo-inositol:proton symporter activity
Source: RefSeq, a predicted model, not a curated record
UGCGGCCGUGGCAGCCGGAGCGGGAGCCCGGAGGACGAAGGCGGCGGCCGUUGCUCCUGCCCUCUCGGGCUGUCCAGCCCUCCGAGACCGCCGGCCCGCGGAGCCUCGUCCCCCCGGGAAGUCCCGGGCCCCUGCCCUAUGUCCCGCAAGGCGAGCGAGAAUGUGGAGUACACGCUGCGGAGCCUGAGCAGCCUCAUGGGCGAGCGGCGCAGGAAGCAGCAGGAGCCGGACGCGGCGAGCGCGGCCGGGGAGCGCAGCCUCCUGGCGGCCGCCGAGUCGAGCGCCAGCCUGCAGGGCGCGGGCGCGGGCGGCGGCGGCGGCGUCGGGGACCUGGAGCGCGCGGCGCGGCGGCAGUUCCAGCAGGACGAGACCCCCGCCUUCGUGUACGUGGUGGCCGUCUUCUCGGCGCUGGGCGGCUUCCUGUUCGGCUAUGACACCGGCGUGGUGUCGGGGGCCAUGCUGCUGCUCAAGCGGCAGCUCAGCCUGGACGCGCUGUGGCAGGAGCUGCUCGUGUCCAGCACGGUGGGGGCGGCCGCCGUCUCGGCGCUGGCCGGCGGGGCCCUCAACGGUGUCUUCGGCCGCCGCGCCGCCAUCCUGCUGGCCAGUGCCCUCUUCACGGCCGGUUCCGCGGUGCUGGCCGCGGCGAACAACAAGGAGACGCUGCUCGCCGGCCGCUUGGUCGUGGGGCUCGGCAUCGGCAUUGCCUCCAUGACAGUGCCAGUGUACAUCGCUGAAGUCUCACCGCCCAAUUUAAGAGGUCGAUUAGUCACCAUUAACACUCUCUUCAUCACUGGAGGCCAGUUCUUUGCAAGUGUUGUGGAUGGAGCCUUCAGUUAUCUCCAGAAGGAUGGAUGGAGGUACAUGUUGGGGCUUGCAGCAAUUCCAGCAGCUAUACAGUUUUUUGGCUUUCUCUUUUUACCUGAAAGCCCUCGAUGGCUGAUUCAGAAAGGACAGACUCAGAAGGCCCGUAGAAUCUUAUCUCAGAUGCGUGGUAACCAGACCAUUGAUGAGGAAUACGAUAGCAUCAAAAACAACAUUGAAGAAGAAGAAAAAGAGGUUGGCUCAGCUGGACCUGUGAUCUGCAGAAUGCUGAGUUAUCCCCCAACUCGCCGAGCUUUAAUUGUGGGUUGUGGUCUGCAAAUGUUCCAACAGCUCUCAGGCAUUAACACCAUCAUGUACUACAGUGCAACCAUUCUGCAGAUGUCUGGUGUUGAAGAUGAUAGACUUGCGAUAUGGCUGGCUUCAGUUACAGCCUUCACAAAUUUCAUUUUCACACUCGUGGGAGUCUGGCUUGUUGAGAAAGUGGGCCGCAGGAAGCUUACCUUUGGGAGCUUAGCAGGUACCACGGUGGCACUCAUUAUUCUUGCCUUGGGAUUUCUGCUAUCAGCCCAGGUUUCCCCACGCAUCACGUUUAAACCAGUAGCUCCAUCAGGACAGAACACUACUUGCACAAGAUACAGUUACUGUAAUGAAUGUAUGUUGGAUCCAGACUGUGGUUUUUGCUACAAGAUGAACAGAUCAACUGUCAUUGACUCUUCCUGUGUUCCAGUUAAUAAAGCAUCGACAAAUGAGGCAGCAUGGGGCAGGUGUGAGAAUGAAACCAAAUUCAAAACGGAAGAAGUAUUUUGGGCUUACAAUUUCUGCCCUACGCCAUACUCCUGGACUGCACUUCUGGGCCUUAUUUUAUAUCUUGUUUUCUUCGCACCUGGAAUGGGACCAAUGCCUUGGACGGUGAAUUCCGAAAUAUAUCCCCUUUGGGCAAGGAGUACAGGAAAUGCAUGUUCAUCUGGAAUAAAUUGGAUGUUCAACGUUUUGGUUUCACUGACAUUUUUACACACAGCAGAGUACCUCACAUAUUAUGGAGCCUUCUUCCUCUAUGCUGGAUUCGCUGCUGUGGGACUCCUUUUCAUCUAUGGCUGUCUUCCUGAGACCAAAGGGAAAAAAUUAGAGGAAAUUGAAUCACUCUUUGACAACAGGUUAUGUACAUGUGGCGCUUCAGAUUCUGAUGAAGGGAGAUAUAUUGAAUAUAUUCGGGUGAAGGGAAGUAACUAUCAUCUUUCUGACAACGAUGCUUCUGAUGUGGAAUAAUUUUCAGCUGCUGAAAUAUUUAGGUAUUUAAACAGACUUGGGGAACAAAAGCAGCAAUUGGUGACCUCACUGCCCUGCUUUUAAUCUGGUUCUUUCCAGUCUAGUUUUGAAUGACCUCAUAUUCUAGAAUAUUUGAUUAGGAGGAAGAUACAACCAUGAUGACAUUUUUUUUUUCACAAGCAGAAAUGUGAAACAAUAUUUAGAGAUUUUAAAUUAAUAAUUAUUGAACAAAUGUAUGUAAAUCCUUCCUGAGAUAGUCUAAAAUGAAUAUUGUAUCCAGUGACUUCAGUGGUAUCCUUUUUUCCUAAGACCAUAUAUAAUUAUUAGUGGCAAUAGAGUCAGUGCUAAACUAGCUGAAUCGUAUAUGUAUGAUAUACUUAUGAAGAAGGAUUCUGGGAUAUGAUCCAAGGAUGUUUUCUGUCAAAACAUGGCCUGUUGGCCCUAAAUUUCCCUAAGGACAAGUAGCUUAUCUGUGAUCAACUAUUAGAAAGUAAAUUCCAUUUAAGCUUUCAGCAGAUUCAAAAGUGCCUCCACAGAGGCAUGGUUGUCCUUAUCUCCUUUGGAUUCCACAUUUUGGUCUCUCUCUCCAAGUCAGAUCUUGAGAGCUCUUGAGAAACUGACUCUGCACAGGACCUUUGGAACAUUAUGAAAAGCAGGUCUUUAAGGGUUUAUUUUCAUACGUAUUUUUUUGCAUCAGUGAUAAGUAUACAUUUGCACAGAUAAGCUGGCAAGUUUUGAUAAGUAUAUUUUAUUGCUAGAAAGUAAGAAAGAAAAAAUUUUUAUGGAUCCCUGAUCGAGUUAGUCACUUAAGUAUGCACCUAUAAACGCAAAACAGUGCCGUGUCUUCAAGUGUAUUUCAGGGUUUCUGUUCAUGCCAAAAUCACCUGAUACUCACCACGCCUUCACUCAUCGACUCUAGAGCCCUACUAUUUGUGCCUUCAUUUUUGUUCUAAAUAGCUGCUAGCAGACUAUUUUCCCCUUUUAAUCAAAUAAUUUCUGAAACAAAAAAGAAAGGAAGAAAAUCAGUAACAGAGAAUGCUGCUGUUAUAUUGAUGUUUAAGUAAAUAGUGGGACUUACGUUUUCCUUAACUUUUUAUUAAUUCUUCAUAAGGGAAUCAUGACAUUUCGUUACUUAAUAGUACUUGUCUUUUUUUACUUUAAGAGCACAAAUUUGUUUUUAUUUUGCACACCCUUUUCUCAUUUUCCCUGACAGUUUACCAAAAAAGAAAAGAUACAUAGAUUUGUCUUUGGGUGUUUCCUUUUUCUCAUACUUGGCUUGGAUUCCUUUCCUUGUCUAAAAAUUGAGAUUUUCUUUUGGAACAGAUUGAUGUUUCUAAUAUAGCAUACAUUUCUGCAGUGUCUUUGCAAAGUGUUCAUUGGUUCUUAUGCUCAUUUCAUCAGUGAUCCCUAUUUUUUGUUCUUAAGAACUUCACAGGAUAUACAAAAUUACUUGCUAGUUCCAGUGAAAAUAUGAAUGAAUCUUAAGUUUGAAGCAUUUUAAUAUGGCUCUAAACAUCUAAUAAGGCACUCUUUGGACUGAAAAGAUAGCUAUCUCUAAAUUCAUUGUUUCUGCCAGUCUCCCAAAGGUGUUUGCUCUUCGCUGGAAGUCUGGCUUAUUCCUGUCACUAUUAUCAAAACUGAAAAUGUAGCCAAGGAGGUUUAUUCUCUUAGCCACCAGGGGUAUGAUAAGCGUGCUUUUAAAAUGUCACUUUACUGGCCUAAAAAAUCCUUCAGCCAAAAAAAAAAAAAAAAAAGCUCCCUUUGAUCAUUUCAUACAAUAAAAAAAUUUAUUUUAGAGAGUUUUUUUCCCUGAAUUAGGUGCUUUGACAAUGGAUUUCUAAGGGGAUACUAGUAUUGAUUUUUCCCCCAGAAAAGCAGAUGUGAUUUAAUAGAAAAAGUUAUUCAUAUUUCUUAUCCCAUAAGAAAUUUCUUAUCUGUGUAAUACUUCACACAGGGAAAGUGAAAUGGAAAAUGAGCUAUUAUGUGGCAAAAUCAGAAUAUGGGGAGAAAAAGCAUUUGGACCAAUUAAAGUGCUCUCUAAAAAUGUAUUUUUCUGAUUUAUCCAAAUAAUUGCCUCAAUUCUUCUCUUUAUUGUAUACAUAGCCUUAAUUAUAUGCUUAUAUACUCAGCUGGGCUGAAUGCACAGUAACCUUAUUAUUAAAGGAGCGACUGGACUUUUAUUAUCUCCUAAUGCAGAACAUGGCCUGUUCUCCCUGAUGUAAGCAAAUGGCACUUUGAACUUUAUAUCCAUAAAUGCACAUAAAAACAGGGAAAAUUAGCCACAGUCCUCCUCCCCUAGUCUCCUCAAACUCUCCUUUAAAGAACUAUUUGUUAUUUAUAUAGUGAUAAAGACAGUAUUCCAUAUCUUGGAAGUAUAAGACAGAAUGGCAUAGUAUAAAGAUUAUUUAUAAUUUUUUUAAAAACAACUACUUAAAAAGAAACCUUAUACAACUAGGGUGUUGUUUUUAGAUUCAGUGAACAUUUAUAGUAUAUUAAAAAUUAAGUAUUUGAACUUUUCAGGUUUUUUUAUAUUAUGUACCUUUUAAGUUCCUAGCAUCUUUGGCUACCACUAUCAACUUGAAAACAUUACGUUUGAAAUAUCAUCAAAUAUAUAUAUUUUUAGGACAAUUUAUAUAUGGUAUGAUUUGACCUACCGUAUUAAAACAGACUGAGCAUCAUGCUUUUAACUGAAAUUAUAGGUGUCCUUCUAAGCAUGCUGCAAAUUCAAUAGACAUGUAUUAUGUUUCAGGAAUACAUUGCAGAGCAAGUCGUAACUCCUAGUUGAGGCUUAGCUUGGUGGCUGAUGAGAUCUGCUCUAAAGAGAAUAGAACCCUCCAUCUGCACCUGAACACAGGGACGAACAUGAAGUCAGAUAAAUUGUAAAGAUCUGGCAUUAAUAAUUUUCUUCAAUACAAACAUUCUUAAUAAUUUUGACUGUCGCACCUUAGUCAGUAAUUACCCAAAACAUGAUUUUUAAUGUAUUUGUAAAAGAUCCAAAUGAAAACUAAAUUUUAAAGGUAAUAUUUUCAUUUGAAAUUUUGUUCCCAGCCAUAUGCAGUAAUUAGUUCCCUGAUGGAAAAUACUAUGAUGGUAAUGGCUAUCAUCAAGUGCUUUUUCAUAAUAAUAUUUUACCACUGAACUACAUUUUCAUGUAGAAGAUUCUAAAUAUUAUUUUUUAGGUUAUUCACCCUAAAAUGAGAAUUCCACUAAAGAAUUUAGAAGUUAUUUACUAUAGUUUCAAAAUCCAUUAUCCAGAGGGAGAAUGAACAGGAAAAAUGUAACUGACAACCUACACUUUUGCUUUUUAUUGGAAAGUAAAAUUGAUAUGUAUUACAAUCCUAGAUCCUUGGGGGAGAAUAUUCUACAAAAUACUAUCCAUGUGUUCUCUAAGAAAGUCUCACAACUUAAUGACACUAACCAUUUAUAAGUACUGUAAUACAGUAAGGAGGAGUGGAAGGAUUGUUUUAUCUCAUCAGCAUAGUUCAGAACAAUAAAAUUAUUGAGAUGUUUUGUAAUAAUCAGAUUUUUUUUAAUCAUUCUCCUGGUUAUAAAAUCUCAAAUUACACUAGCACCUAAAAACCUGCAUUUACACAGUUGUUGCAACAAGUUUUCAAGUACCAAAUUUAGAUCUUUUCCUAACUACAAAUGAAAAAAAAAAAAUAUCAGGCCACUAGCAAAGAAUUCAUAACAAUGUGCUUUAUAGCAAAAUGUAUUAAAUAGCGGGUAAAAUUUAUAGCUUAUGUGUAGCUGCUGACAAUAACAAGACUCAGAAUUAUUCUCUAGAUUAAUUUUAAUGUCCUGUUUUCUGUCACUUUCUAUCAAUUUUCUUAGCCUCGUGUACAGUAAUGUUAAGCUAAUUUGAUCAAGUGAUCAGUGGUAGCAGUGUAUCUGUUAUCAGUACAUUCCCUUCUUCUGGGUGAGAAAUAUUGCUAUUUUCCACAAAUAGCAAUCAUUUUAAAAACAACUAACUGCUACCAACUUUUACAUUAUCUUUUACAUUAUCUUUUAGAGAAGCAAAUAUUUGUGUGCCAAUAAUCAUCGAAGAGAUACUUUGUAAGUGUGCUAAUGAUGUUCAGAAGUACAUGACAGCAUUUUAUCCUCAUAACUUGCUUGUGAGUGAGUGUAAAACAAUAUAAUUCCUAUAAAUCUUUACUUUGGAUGUAUAAAACAGUCUGUUGCACUGAGUGAUUUGGUCUAUGAAAUGUUCAGUAACUACCUUCAGUUAGCAGUAAUAUUCAGAUUUUUAUUUCACACUCUUAAGUUCAUGUGUUUGAUUUCGUCAUAUCAGUAUGAGAAAAAGGAAUGCAGCUUCCAAGUACUUAAAAACCAAUUUUUGUAAAGUUUUAAAAUUUUAGUAAAUUUAACAUCAUUCCAUCUCAUUUGAAGGUUAAAAAGAUGAGACUUAACUCUAGCCAAAGUAGAAAUUUAUAUUCUACAUGUCCAAACUGGUUCCUAGCAGCUUUUGGACUAUAUCUUAUUUGAUGUUAGAGUAUCUUUAUUUGUAAUAAAUGUUCAAAUUUCUAUUUAGAAGCUCUAAUGUACAUCUAGAUUAAAUCAAAAGUUUUAUGCUUUUAAAAUAUGUAUUUCAAAAUGUAUAUUUUAAUUUGAGUGCAUGUUAUAUAGUAUUUAAUACUUCACAUGUCUUAGAAAAUUCAGUAUAAAUAUUUAUUCUUACAUAUGUGACAUAUGGGAUGUCUCAAAAAUUAUGAAUAUGUAUCAUUUCCUUCAAAGUCAUUCUAACCUAUAGCUGUAUCAAAAGUAUUGUAUAUUUUAUGGAAAUUUAGUGAUGUAUAUGUAAAUUUUUUAAGUUAUUUUAUCGAAGUUCAAUCUUUACAUAAAAUUAAAAUCUUUUUUUAAAAAAAGUGUCAGUGCCAGAACUGUAAAUGAAAAUAAUCAAAUAAAAGUUAAGACAAUUCAUUACUCAUUUA